AUGGCGGCGGCAGAAGCGAGAGCUGCUUGGCAACGGGCCGCAAACCGCUGCUUAUUUCAGGAGGAUGCAAAGAGAGCUCCAAAACUGGCCUGCUGUCCACCGACAAUGCAACAGCAUGAAGCAAACAGCGGGAACCCCACCAGUCCGCGAGACUGCCACAUCCCGAAUUUCAUGCAUUUGAACUGGAACCCGAUGAACUCCAAUCAGCCAAUAGAUGCCUGGUUUCUUCAGCUGCAGCCCAAUUUCGGGUGCCACAAGGUGCUUUCUGGCGAGCAUCUGAAUUACAUGGGCGGAGAAGCCAAUGCCAAGAAAGUGGACAGUUCCUCGCCUGUCUCUACUCUUGACGACAUCAACACGAAGAAGAGCGAGUGCCCUUCUGAGCCACCGUGGAUGAUUUCGACGGCUUUUAUGAAGCAAACAUCUGAAGCACCUUGCGAAGGGUGCCCUCAAACGAGUCUCAAGUGCAGAGGAAAUUCCAAUAACUUCCUUCACGAGGAUAAAGAGGUUAUGGACUUCAAAACUUUUGAUCCUUUGUUUCCGAAGAAACCGAAGAAGGCAUGCUAUGAGAUGGAUCCACCUUGGGAACAAGACAGGAAGUCUCAGCCCUGGUGGCAAGUAGCUGACGAGGAAGGAUUGGCUUCGCUUGUUGCAGAAAGAGCAAUGCAGCACAUUGAGAACAAUGAUCUGCCAAAACCCACUCAGAUAGUGCGUAUUCAUGGGGCAAAAUUGAACGGCCAUGAAAACAAGGAUGGCUGUGGGAAUUCAUCUUCUUCUUCUGGUAAAGAGUCGCAGCCUCAACUUCACGACACUAUGAUGUGCAGCUAUAGCCUCUCAAGCACCAAUGAGAUGAAUUCAUCUGACGGUGGAGGCUGGCAACAGACUCGCAAAAAUGAUGCGCAUGGUAUAUUGUUAUUAUGUUAUUCCUGGAAAUACCUCAGGGGCACGCAGGAUUCAUAUAGUAGUGGUGAUCAUACACCAGGCAGCAAGCCCACAUAUCAGAAUCAGAAAGACGCCGAGAGGGCCCAGCUACUGGACGCUCUUCGCCAUUCGCAGACACGGGCUAGGGAAGCCGAGGUGGCUGCCAAGAAUGCUCAUGAUGAGAAAGACCAUGUCGUCAAGCUACUGUUUCGUCAGGCCUCGCACCUCUUUGCGUGUAAGCAGUGGCUGAAAAUGCUGCAGCUGGAGAACAUAUGCCUCCAGCUCAGGCUGAAAGAGCAUCAGAUAGCAGCCAUGUUCCCGGAGCUUCCCUGGACGGUGAUGAAGGAUGAGAAGGCCGAGCCAGAAGGGGAGCGAAAAGGCAGGGCAAAGAAGAAAGGCAGGAGGCAGAACAAGGAAGGUGGCUUCUGCAAGGCCAUCAUGUUUGCAGUUGGCGUAGGCAUCGUCGGCGCGGGAUUGCUCCUUGGCUGGACCUUUGGGUGGCUGCUGCCCAGGUUGUAA
Messenger RNA from Triticum turgidum subsp. durum (durum wheat), 1437 nucleotides. Lineage: Eukaryota; Viridiplantae; Streptophyta; Magnoliopsida; Poales; Poaceae. The record is from the annotation of a GenBank genome assembly.